Molecule: messenger RNA, 933 nt
Organism: Cryphonectria parasitica EP155
Lineage: Eukaryota; Fungi; Ascomycota; Sordariomycetes; Diaporthales; Cryphonectriaceae
Product: Dihydrodipicolinate synthase-like protein
Exons: 1
Coding region: 1-933 (310 amino acids)
Molecular function (GO): 4-hydroxy-tetrahydrodipicolinate synthase activity
Source: RefSeq, a predicted model, not a curated record
AUGCCUCAAUCUCUGAAACCGGGCGUCUACGUCCCCACCCCAACCUUCUUCCACGACGAUGCCGACGAGACCAUCGAUCUGGCCGCGACAGCCCGUCAUGCUGUCCGUCUUGCCCAAGCCGGCGUGACAGGCCUAGCAGUGCAGGGCUCCAGUGGCGAGGCCGUCCACCUCUUGGACAAGGAGCGCGCCUCCAUCACCCACGUAACCCGCACCGCCCUCGACGAGGCCGGCUUUACCUCUAUGCCCAUCAUCGUCGGCACGGGAGCCCAGUCCACACGCCAGACCAUCGCAUUUUGCCAGCAGGCCGCCUUGGCACGCGGCGAUGCCGUUCUCGUCCUCCCUCCAGCGUACUACAGCCGCUCUCAUGAUCACCAGACUUUUGUCCGCUUCUUCAAAGACGUGGCGGCCGCCAGCCCUUUGCCUGUCCUGGUGUAUAACUACCCUGGCGCCACGGGUGGGCUCGAUCUGUCGAGUGACGAGUUGGUUGCGCUGGGCGGGCCGAAACACCCCAAUAUUGUCGGGGCCAAGUUCACGUGUGGAAACACGGGGAAGCUGGGUCGCGUAGCCGCCACACUCGGCGAUGAAAACUUUCUAUGCUUUGCUGGCUCAGGCGACUUUCUCGUGCCGGCGCUGUCGGUUGGUGCCGCUGGCGUGAUUGGUGGCAUCGCCAAUGUGGCUCCCAAGACCGUGGUGAAGGUGUACGAGGCGUUCAGGGACGGACGACUAAAAGAGGCACAGGAGAUACAGAAGAUACUUGGCCGAGGUGACUGGAACGCGAUACAGUGGGGCAUCCCUGGUAUCAAGGCUUGUCUGCAGGAGUACGAGGGCUAUGGGGGCUGGGGUCGGAAGCCGCUGGUUCGGCUGGAGGGGGAGGCUAAGAAGCUUGCACUGGCGGGCUUCAAGGAGCUGAUGGACUUCGAAAAGUCUCUGUAA